This is a messenger RNA of Metopolophium dirhodum (rose-grain aphid), 1349 nucleotides long. It is a transcript of the gene kappaB-Ras, whose product is annotated as NF-kappa-B inhibitor-interacting Ras-like protein. The transcript has 3 exons. The record is from RefSeq and is a predicted model, not a curated record. Gene Ontology annotation, molecular function: GTP binding; GTPase activity. NCBI's taxonomy places the organism in Eukaryota, Metazoa, Arthropoda, Insecta, Hemiptera, Aphididae. Gene Ontology annotation, biological process: canonical NF-kappaB signal transduction. Bases 300 to 932 code for a protein of 210 amino acids.
ACUGUGGUUUACUGGUGGUUUAUGAUCACGUAUUUAUCACAAUUAAUUCACAAUGAAUGAUUUUGAAAAUACUUGAAUUUAAAAAAAAUUGUGAAAUAACCACUAUGAUGUUUAUUUUUCACUUUUGAAUCAAUGUUAUAAAUAAUUAUCAUCAAAUAAUAAUUAUGUUGAUAUAAAUAUAUCAUGUCAGUGUCGAGAUUUUUUAUGAUCAUAUAGGUACCUUUAUAAUAUCAAUAUUAUAACUUUUUUCUUUAUUUGUAAUUAUUAUUUUUAAUUGCAAUUAAACUGUAUGAGUAAAAAUGGUAAAAAAUUAUCGUGUCGUUGUAUUUGGCGUGAAAGGCGUUGGUAAGACAGCAAUAUUGGAACAAGCUAUUUAUGGACAUUUUAGUAAAAAUUAUAAACUGUGGCCUACUAUCGAGGAUAUAUACCAGGCUUCUAUAGAUAUUGGCAAAGGGGUACGUGAACAAGUUCGUUUUUAUGAUACUGCUGGUUUGGAUUUGACACAGUUACCUGAGGUUGGAUUGUAUUCAAAUCCAGAUCCUUCGCUUAUGUUGUCUUUUGGUCAAAUAGCUAAGCAGUAUGCGUCCAUUGCAGAUGCCUUUAUACUAGUAUAUGAUACAAGUCGACCAGAAACAUUUGAUUGCUUAGUCACAUUAAAAAAAGAAAUUGAUAAGAAUAAGGAAAAAAAAGAUGCUUUUUAUGUCAUUGUUGGCCAUAGAAUGCGAGAAAUGGAUAUCAAAGCUCCAACUUUAGAGUGUCCUACAAGUCGAGCUUCUCAUUGGUCUAUUAGAGAAAAAAUGAAACAUUUUGAAGUCAAUGCUUUGGACCGAACAAGUUUAUUUGAACCAUUUAUUUAUAUUGCAUCAAAAUUUAAUACUGUACAACCAAAGAGCAGUUUUCCUCAACUAGUACGAAAAGGUACUCAACAUUGAUGCCUAUUAAUGCCAUUGAUUUUAUAGAAUUGUUAUAGGUAGUAUACUAGUAUUUUAUACUAUAAUUUAUUGCACAAUUAUUAACCUCUACAAAUAUUUUUAUGUUAAAGAUUGUUAUGAGCAUUUUAUAAUAUUGUAAUUUUUGUUUUUGUUGCUAGUCAGGUGACUACUGAGUGCCUUCCCAAUUCAAUCAUUCCCGUUACUUUUAACUUUUAACCAAUUAGCGCCAGAGUUUUUUUAUUUACAAUUUUAACCAACAUUUUGUUGAAAACUUAUGUUAUAUCUCAAAAAUGAUUGUAAAAAAUCUAUGUUGCCAUGUGGCAACGUACGCCUUUAAUGGGUUAAUAAACAUUGCUUAUUGUACUCAUGUAUAAAUUGUAAGUAUUUUAUUUUUAAUAAAAACAAUUUUUUUUUAAA